AUGGUAAACGUUGGUGACAAAGUGUCAUUAAAGGGCCAAACGGCAGUUGUGCGCUUUAUCGGAAAUACUCAAUUUGCACCAGGAAAAUGGGUAGGUUUGGAACUCGACACGCCCACGGGAAAAAACAACGGAACCGUGCAAGAUGUUGAGUACUUCAAAUGUAGAUUGCCUGGAACCUAUGGAGUGUUUGUACGGCCAGGUCUAUUAGAGAAAGAAACAGCUGUUCCGCUGAAUGUUGUCUCUAUUGUUAAUAAGCUACAACAAAAGCUACGGUCUGCACUGAUGGAGAAUAAUCUGCUACGAACAUCAAUAGAGCAAUUGAACCGAGAAUUGGAGAUGAAGAAAGAUGAACUUGCCAAUAUAGACCAUUCUCUUGAGUCUACAAUGGUGGAGUCCGAGUUUCUCAAAUCUCAGAAUGCUACUUUUCAUGACAAAUUGAGUGUUCUUCAAACGAGUUAUGAUGAUUUGAGCGCAGACCAUGCUCUUCUCAAGGAAGAAUUGGACAUUUACAAAGAAUUGGAAAAUGCGGUGAGAGACCAUUUGCCCUCGGAUCGCGAUUUAUCUGUUGAAGAUUUUGCGGUUCUCGUUCAAUUCAACAAGCGAUUGGAGUUGGCCUACUCGUCUCUUCAAAAAACCCUUGAACUCAAAGAGUCUACAUUCAAUGAGGAAUUAAAUCUGUUCAAAAAUUCCUUGUCAAAAUCUCAUAUUGAUAUUCAAUCGUACAAUGAAUUGGAACAGCUGCUCAAUAGGGCGCAGUUUGACAUACGGCUCCUUCAAGAACAGUUAGAGGCUUCAUUGGAGCUGGUUCUGGUGAUUGAGCGCAUCACAGUUGAAAACGAAAAUCUAGUCCUGGCCAAUAGAGAUCUCAAAAUGCAGGUGGAGCAUCUAACAGAGCUCAAUGAGAUAGAUCGAGCUUUGGAGGCAGAGCAUGUUCUGAAAGAGCAAGAACUUCAAUCGUCAAUUCUCUUGCUCACAGAGACAUUAGAAAAAGAGAGACUAAAUCUUGAGGGAUUACUGAUAAAGAACAAAGAAUUGAGAGAGAAAAUAAAACUUAAUCUAAACGUUAAGGACCAGCCUGAGUCACAUCUUUCACAAGAAUUGGAGCAUCUUUCAAUUAAAUUACGCGAAUGCCAAUCUCACAAACAAGGUAUAAAUUUACAAAAUAACUAUCUCAUUCAAGCUUUAAAAUUGGAUGACGAAAUGAUAUCCAAAAUAUCCCCGUUGGCACACAAGUCCCAUUUGCAGCUUCUUUCUGAAAUCAUUCGUCUUCAGAUAUAUUUGGAAACACACUUUGAUUUUGAGCAAACUUCACUUGAUUUAACAGAAUUGGUCGUUUCUUUGAACUGUGCUAAAAGGUUGAUUGAAUAUAGCUUUAUGAGUCUUGAGCCUAAAGAUUUAGCUUCUCAAUUUGAAUCUAUUCGAACUAUGCUAGAACUUGCCGAAAAAUCCCUUGAACUGAUAGACUCAGUCGACCUUCGGAGAAAAAUCGAAAAAUGGAAUCAAUCUCUACUUGCACAAGGGCCAUCCUGGCUUUCCACUUUUGCUACUUUAGCUCGAAUCCGAUCUUGGGCAAAAGCACUUAUCGUUAAUUCUGCCUCAAUUCACUUGAACCCAAUCGCAAAUGAAUUUAUCUCGCUGUGCAACGUCCUCGAGUCGCAGUGUCGAGUCUUGUUAGAUGGCUACAAUCUCAACAAAAUCGAUUCCUCCUUAGUUCUGCUACUCGAGAAUUUUGAUCGGCCAUCUCCCAAUACAGUCGCGGAACUGGAUUUCGUUGGAAUAAAGGAGAAUGUUGAUGCCCUAUUAAAAAUGUUGGUUUCAAAGAAUUUCGAGCCCCUAGGCAAUGUCAUGACAAUAUACUCAGUCGUCGAGAACGGUGAAGCUCACAAGUUUACUGAAUUAAUAGACUCCUUACAAGCCGAACUCGAACUCAAAGAAAGUAGAGUCCAAGACCUCAAUUUGCAUGUUGAACUACUCGAGAAGAACAUUCGGCACUCUAUUGCAAGCAAAAACUUAGAUUUGGAAAACGAGCGCCUCAGACUCGAACAAGCCCAGUCAAACGUAGUUCAGUUGAACGAUCAGUUGGAAAAUCUCAAAGAAGAGAAUAUACAGCUAGAGAGACAGAUAGAAAACUUACUAGACUUCGGUAAUCAAUCAGUUUUCCAUCAAACACAAUACUUCGACACGAAAGUUUCUGAGACGAAGCUAACACUGAUGCAGGCUUUAAUUGAAGAAAUUCAACUACUCAAAAAGAUGUUAGUACCACAAGAGAACAAAUCUCAGUGGAAUGCAAAUUAUGAUUGGCUUUUUGAGCCGUUAUAUACUCCUCGAAUAGUUACCUCGGGUCGAAUUUUCUUGGAAGAUACUCAUCAAAAACGUAAACUUGCUAAUGGACUCGCGAAGUCAAUUUCAGUAGCUAAAGCGAACUCUCUGCACUUGCAUUAUCUUCGACAGGGAGCUCAAAAGCCUUUUUGCUAA
Messenger RNA from Australozyma saopauloensis, 2475 nucleotides. It is a transcript of the gene NIP100, whose product is annotated as Nip100p. NCBI's taxonomy places the organism in Eukaryota, Fungi, Ascomycota, Pichiomycetes, Serinales, Metschnikowiaceae. The record is from RefSeq and is a predicted model, not a curated record. Gene Ontology annotation, molecular function: microtubule plus-end binding. Gene Ontology annotation, biological process: cytoplasmic microtubule organization. Gene Ontology annotation, cellular component: nucleus; cell cortex; microtubule plus-end. Bases 1 to 2475 code for a protein of 824 amino acids. The transcript has a single exon.